GGUUCAUCUCCCUCAUCUCUCUCUCACGCCCAUCACUUCCACCGUCGAGCUUCCAUCCGCCGAGCUUCCGACCACCUGCGCCACCGUCCGGCGACCAUCGCCCGACCACACUUAGCGCCUGGCGAUCUGAUUUCCGACGUCGAGCUGCAGCACACCUCCAUCCGGCCUCCUCUGUUCACAGGCGCAACCAUUCGCGACCUUCCUCCGUCCCGACCAUCAACCGGCGACCUCACCCUCGAGUGUAUAUAUUCUCGGCGAAAAUGGCGACUCCAUAGCUGUAGCUUGGAUCAGUCGAAGAGAUUUGUAGGAGAUGAUUUUGGGUGGAGCUCUAAGCCUCAGGUGCCGUUCACGUCCUCACCCAAUUUUGAGGGAAGUGAAUGGCAAUCGCCUUUAAUCGAGUCGUUGGACGUAGAAUAUUUCACUCUAUUAGCGGGGGAAGCAGCACCAGUCACGAGAGAAGCAGAGGUAGCACUAGCAGCGGAUCCAGUCCUUGAUCGAGAUUCAAACCCAGUCGCAGUAACGGGUUUAGUCGACGGGUUGGUUUCCGAGGACAGCUUUGUAGCUUGGAGGUUUAUGACAAUAUAUCUCCGAUCUGCCAAUACCAAUGAGUUAUGGUUUAUGACAAUAUAUCUCCGAUCUGCCAAUACCAAUGACUGUGGAUGGUAUACUUACCCUUCUCUUGACAUUAUACAAUUACCUAUUCUCACAGCAUCCAUUGCAAGUGGAGCAAUUGUGGGCCAUCUGCUGGCAACAUCCAUUGCCAUACUCGGUGGAGCAUUUCUUGCCAAAUACAUUUCCGAAAAACUGGUCAUCAUGGUAUGUAAUGUUGUCGAACAUUGGGUGGUAUGCCGGGUGCGAUUAUUGGAGUGGGAGAUCGAGGUUUAUGACUCCUUCAUCCACGAGUCAAAAUCUGAUGUUGUGAGUAAGGCUUUGUCGAAGAAGAAGAAGAAGAGGAAGAAGUAG
Messenger RNA from Striga asiatica, 963 nucleotides. The record is from the annotation of a GenBank genome assembly. NCBI's taxonomy places the organism in Eukaryota, Viridiplantae, Streptophyta, Magnoliopsida, Lamiales, Orobanchaceae.